AUGUCUUCGUUCAGCCCCACCCAGAUCUUCGAGGAGGGCACGACACAGGAAAAGGGAGAGAAUGCCCGCCUCGCGGCCUUCGUCGGUGCUAUCGCCGUUGGUGACCUGGUGAAGAGCACACUCGGGCCGAAGGGCAUGGACAAGAUCUUGCAGUCGGCGUCAACCGGCGAGAUCAUGGUCACCAACGAUGGUGCGACAAUCCUUAAGGCUAUCGCUCUCGACAACGCGGCAGCGAAGGUGCUCGUCAACAUCUCCAAGGUUCAAGACGACGAAGUUGGUGAUGGGACCACAUCUGUGACGGUUCUCGCAGCAGAACUCCUGCGCGAGGCCGAGCAGCUGGUUGCCAAGAAGAUUCACCCCCAGACCAUUAUCGAAGGUUACCGGAUAGCCAGCAAAGCAGCAUUGACGGCACUGGAAGCGUCGGCGGUGGACUAUAGCAAGAACCCGGAUGCUUUCAAGAAGGACCUCCAAGCGAUCGCCCGGACCACCCUCAGCUCCAAGGUGCUCGCCCAGGACCGUGACCACUUCUCCCGGCUAGCCGUCGAUGCCGUACUGCGGCUGAAGGGCUCGUCAGAUCUCAGCAACAUCCAGAUCAUCAAGAAGGCCGGCGGCAAGCUCAGCGAGUCAUACCUCGACGAGGGUUUCAUCCUGGACAAGAAGAUUGGCGUUAACCAACCGAAGCGGCUCGAGAAGGCCAAAAUCCUUGUCGCCAACACAUCCAUGGACACGGAUAAGGUGAAGAUUUUUGGCGCCCAGCUCAAAGUCAGCUCGACCAACAAGCUGGCGGAGCUCGAGCGGGCCGAGCGUGAGAAGAUGAAGGCCAAGGUGGAGAAGAUCAAGGCGCACGGCAUCAACUGCUUCAUUAACCGGCAGCUGAUCUACAACUGGCCCGAGCAGCUCUUUACCGACGCUGGCAUCAUGUCGAUCGAGCACGCCGACUUCGACGGCAUCGAGCGCCUCGCCCUCGUCACGGGCGGCGAGAUUGCCUCCACCUUCGACCACCCGGAGCAGGUCAAGCUUGGCCAGUGCGACCUAAUCGAGGAAGUCAUGAUUGGCGAGGACACGCUGAUCAAGUUUUCGGGCGUGGCCGCGGGCCAGGCGUGCACCAUUGUGCUUCGCGGCGCGACCGACCAGCUGCUCGACGAGGCCGAGCGCAGCUUGCACGACGCGCUGGCCGUGUUGUCGCAGACAGUCGUGGAGCCGCGCACCACGCUCGGCGGCGGCUGUGCCGAGAUGCUCAUGGCCAAGGCCGUCGAGGGCGCGGCCACGCGCGUCGAGGGCAAGAAGCAGACGGCCGUCUCCGCCUUUGCCAAUGCCCUGCGCCAGCUUCCCACCAUCCUGGCCGACAACGCGGGUCUCGACUCGGGCGAUCUCGUCGCCCGCCUGCGCAAGGCCAUCUACGACGGCCUGAGCACCUACGGCCUCGACCUGAUGAGCCCCGGCGGCGGCAUUGCCGACAUGCGCGAGCUCGGCGUCAUCGAGAGCUACAAGCUCAAGCGCGCGGUGGUCAACUCGGCCAGCGAGGCUGCAGAGCUCCUUUUGCGUGUGGAUGACAUAAUAAGGGCGGCGCCCAGGCGGCGGGAGAGGUGA
Messenger RNA from Chaetomium globosum CBS 148.51, 1590 nucleotides. RefSeq lists its product as uncharacterized. The transcript has 4 exons. Gene Ontology annotation, molecular function: ATP binding; ATP hydrolysis activity; ATP-dependent protein folding chaperone. Lineage: Eukaryota; Fungi; Ascomycota; Sordariomycetes; Sordariales; Chaetomiaceae. Gene Ontology annotation, cellular component: cytosol; chaperonin-containing T-complex. Gene Ontology annotation, biological process: protein folding. Bases 1 to 1590 code for a protein of 529 amino acids. The record is from RefSeq and is a predicted model, not a curated record.